This is a messenger RNA of Tetrahymena thermophila SB210, 180 nucleotides long. RefSeq names its product transmembrane protein, putative. NCBI's taxonomy places the organism in Eukaryota, Ciliophora, Oligohymenophorea, Hymenostomatida, Tetrahymenidae. The transcript has 2 exons. The record is from RefSeq and is a predicted model, not a curated record.
AUGCUAUCUAUCCUCAUCUUAUUAUUUUUAACAAUUAUUAUAAUAUUCUAUUUUUUAAAAUAAUUAAAAUUUUUUGAAAAAUCAUUACAUUUAAUUCAAUUUUUGAACAGCACAAAUAAAUAAUAAUUAUCAAAACAUUUGAAAGUAGAAAAAGUUAUCAAUUCCUUUGAAAGUAACUGA